GACUUCAAAGCAGGAGAAAGUUCAAAGCUGCUUUGCAUUUUAUCAACACAGAGAGACAGGAGAGCAAUGCAUCCAAAGGGAAUAUUCCGAUUUAAUAGUCCAUGAAAAAAUAAUUCUGCAGUAAACAACUUUCUACAAAUUACAAGGGUUAUUUUUAACCAUCCCUUCUGACUUACAAGAGAACGGAAAAUGACAACACAAGUUACCGUAGCAAGAGCAGGUACAAUUGGACAUGAGGAAUACAGCCUCUACAGCAGCAUGAGUGAGGAGGAACUUAUUCAGAUGGCCAUUGAGCAGAGUUUGACAGAAGACCCUGCUGAACAAAUAGCUGCGCAGAAGACAGUUACUGCGGCACCACCACCCUGUGAACCUUACUGUCAGAACUUCUACCUUUAUCCUUGGGAAAGGCGUGCUACACAGUCCGGAGGCCAGACUUCAGCAUCCGGUUCAGGAGUCAGGCGGAGGUACGAUGGCAGCUUCUUCAUCUUACCCCAGGCUGAAGUGCUGGAUCCUGUAGUGUUGGUGAUCAAGGAAGGAGACGAAACCGCACUGCAGAACAUGAUACAGGCAGGAAAAAACCUUGCACAGCCUAACAAAGAUGGAUGGUUGCCACUCCACGAAGCUGCUUAUUAUGGACAAGAGGGCUGCUUGAAACUUCUGCAUAGAGCUUUCCCUGGGACAAUUGAUCAACGUACACUUCAGGAAGAAACAGCACUCUAUUUAGCAACAAACAGAGGGAAUAUUGAUUGUAUGCGUUCAUUGCUUCAGGCUGGAGCAGAACCUGAUAUUGCUAAUAAAGCCAGGGAGACCCCACUUUAUAAGGCUUGUGAACGCAAAAAUUCUGAAGCCGUGCAGGUAUUAUUGCAGUACAAUGCUGAUGUGAACCAUCGCUGCAAUCGUGGAUGGACGGCUCUUCAUGAAGCUGUUGCUCGAAAUGAUUUAGAAAUUAUAGAACUUUUACUUCAAGGAGGUGCCAAGGUUGAAUCUACAAACUGUUAUGGAAUUACCUCUUUAUUUGUAGCAGCUGAGAGUGGCCACUUAGAAGCCUUGAGAUUCCUGGCAAAAUGUGGUGCUGAUAUCAAUACCCAAGCUAGUGACAAAGCUUCAGCUCUCUAUGAAGCUUCAAAAAAUGGACAUGAGAAGAUUGUGGAAUUUCUCUUGUCUCAAGGAGCUGAUGCUAACAAAACCAAUAAGGAUGGGUUCUUACCAAUUCAUGUAGCCUCCAAAAAAGGCUAUUAUGAGAUUGUGAAAAUGCUACUCCCAGUAACAAGUCGUACUCGCAUCAAGCGUAGUGGCAUAAGCCCUCUUCAUUUGGCAGCUGAGCGCAACCAUGAUGAUGUCUUGGAAGAGCUAAUUGAUGCUGGCUUUGAUGUAAAUGCCACCCUUUCUUUUGAGCGUUCCCGACUCUAUGAGGAUAGGCGCACCAGCGUCCUCUAUUUUGCAGUCUUCAACAACAAUGUAUAUAGCACUGAGCUGUUGCUUGAGGCUGGCGCUGAUCCUAAUGUUGACCUUAUCAAUCCAUUGCUCAUCUCUAUCCGCCAUGGCUGUUUGAAGACAAUGAAACUGCUUCUUGAUUAUGGAGCUAACAUUAAUGCCUACAUUGCCUCUCACCCGACAACUUUCCCUGCUACAGUAAUGUUUUCAAUGAAGUAUCUUGUCCUGCUGAAAUAUUUGAUGGACAUGGGCUGUGAUGCCAACUCUUGCUUUACAUGUUCUUAUGGGUGUGGCCCACAUCCUCCUAUUGAAGUUAGGAGGGACAGAUAUAAUGAUCCUGUAGUGAAUAACGCUAACAAAAUUGUACAGUUUUGUGAAAUGGUUUCAACCCCAGAGAUGAGUCGUUGGGCAGGCCCUAUCAUAGAUGUUCUUUUGGAUUAUGUGGGCAAUGUGCAACUUUGUUCCCGGUUGAAGGAACAAAUUGACAGUUAUGAAGAUUGGUCCAACAUUAAAGUCAAAGCAGAGCCACCAAGGCCACUUGCACACCUUUGUCGAAUCAAAAUUCGAAUUGUGAUUGAAAAAAACCGUCUUUCACUUAUUGACACUUUACCUUUGCCAAGAAGACUAAUUCGCUAUUUACAAUAUGAUUCUACCCAGUGAUCUCAGGUGAACCUGACAGUCAACCAUUAUACGGAGUGAUAAUCAUAUGUAUUAUAGAGCGAGCUGCCUUGAUGGAAACAGACUGAUAUGAUGGAACAGAAAACUUGUUUUGGUAUAUAAGAAGAAAAAUAAGGAUUCCUGCAAGUUAAAUCUCAGAACAAAUGCAACAGCAUUUAGAGUAUGAGAAAGAGCUGAAAAAAUGAGAAUAAAGCACUCAGCAAAUAGUGAAAGGGAUAUUAUGCUAUCUUGCAAGGAAAAACACUCUCAGUAGCUCAAUAUUUAGUAUAAAAUGCAGGCAGGGUAAAAUGUAGAUUGUAAUCUACCAAUAAAUCUCCAGGUGAUCUGCAUGUCACCAAGAACUUCCAAGUCUCCCUGGUUUAACAAUGGUGACAGAAAACCUUUUCCCUCCUUCAUUAAACUGCUAAAAUAAAUGGAAGAAAAUAGGAGGAUUUUAUGAUAUGAAAGAACAUAAGCACAAACUCCAGUUCUAAUACCAAAAAGAAAUUCCUGAUCUGGGCAUGUGUCCAGUAGUUCUAAAUCUGCCUUCUUAAGCUGUUGUUUUGUACUUGAUUCUGGUUGAUGGACCUCACAAUUCUAGUGAAAAAUAAAUACACAUUGAAAGCCUAAAUUGUUUAUAACCAGAUAUAAGGAAGAGGUAAAAAAGUUGUAUCUCUCCAUAUAGGCAAUGAAUUAUGCAGAUGAUCACACAGAAAUCAUUCAUAGUGACAUCAAUCAAUUCUUUUUUGGUUGCAGCAAUUAUAAAUAUUGCUGCCAAUUGUAUAAUAUAUUGGAUUUUGUAUCUGUUGACGUAAUUGUUAACAGGCAUUAACAAGUUAACUCAUUCAUAUGGAUAACAAAUGUAUUUUGUGAAUAGUCAUGUUGGAAAACCAUCUUGAUGCAAUGCAAAGAUAAAAAGAAGUCCAAUAAUGGUUAGAUCAGCAUAAUAUUUCAGUUUUGGGGUUGUAUUUUAUUUUACUUCAGUUUGCUGAAUUGCCCUGUUCAGCUGUUCUAUUCUAUAUCAUUAUAGGGUCAUGUUUUCCCAUCUAAUUUAACAUAUAUUCACCUUUUAUUCUUAUUUAUAAAAACAUUUAACAUUAUUUUCUUGUUCCUGGUAAAGCAAUUUUGCAAAUACUAGACUUCAAGAAAUGAAAGAUAUUGAAGAAUUUAACUUACAGGAAAUAAGAACAGAACAUUUAACUCAGAUGUAUAGAUCUGUAUCAUAUUAUAUAGAUACCGGUAUAUGUACAUACAUUAGUUAUGAGGAUUAAUGUCACUGAAACUCAUGGUAUUUAACAUUAUUUUAGCAGCAUUGAAGGGGACAGUAGAUUCAAAUCCUAUGUUGUUUCAGAAAGACUUCAGGAGAAAAUUCUUGAUCUGCUAUUGAUGAAAAACAAUAGUGAGUUGCAUCAUUGAGAAGUUAGGUUAAUUUCAGAAUAAAUAAUGUAGCUUAACACGGUUAUGAAUUGAGAAUCCUAUUGCUUAAUUAGAUUAUGUCUAAUAACUUAGGCUUUCAUUAGAAUAGUCUUAAUGACCAAUGAUCUGUAUGUAAGCAAUGACUUAGCAGCACUAUAGUUUUUUAAAUAAAACUCUGGUUUGGUGGCCUUGUAUACUUUUAGGGAAAUAAUUUAGUGGCAUUGAGUUAUUAGAAGAAAAAUGUAUCCUCAUGGAUGUUGUAUUGUAGAUACCUUAAAUUGACAUCCUCUUAACACUUAAUACUUCCAUGAGAAAGUAUUCAUCUUUCUUAUUCAGAUCAUCUUUAUGGGUCUCUGAAGUAUAUAUAAAAAGUGCUUCAAUUGAUAUAAUUUAUGUUUGCUGUGUAAGUGUAAGAAGCUUAACGAUACUGCAUCUAAGUUAAUUCAAACAGAUUUAAGCAAGUUCAUUGUAUGCAUUUCAAGAGUGCUUUGCAGAAAUGUCUGAAAUAAACUGUAGGACACCUUGAAGAUAUAUAUAACUGGCUUAAUAUUCACAAUAUUGCAAUUCUGUAAACAACUUU
This is a messenger RNA of Pseudonaja textilis, 4087 nucleotides long. It is a transcript of the gene ASB2, whose product is annotated as ankyrin repeat and SOCS box containing 2. Gene Ontology annotation, molecular function: protein binding. Gene Ontology annotation, biological process: intracellular signal transduction. NCBI's taxonomy places the organism in Eukaryota, Metazoa, Chordata, Lepidosauria, Squamata, Elapidae. The record is from RefSeq and is a predicted model, not a curated record.